UAUGGCUUGGGACUGCGUCGAUAGGGCCGUUACGUUCGUCUUUCGAUGGCUGGGACGCUUCGUGGCCCGACACCCGGGUUACUUUAUCGUGGUACCGGUUUUGGGAUCCAUCCUACUGGCUACGGGACUACAGAAAAUGGUUUAUCAAGACGAUCCCGAAUAUCUGUUCAGCCCCAUCGACGGUCAAGCCAGUAAGGACAAAGAACUCAUCUUUAAGCUAUUUCCAGAAGACGUUGCCGAAAAUUUCGAUUUGGAAAGGUUACCCAGACUGGGCCACUUCGGUAGGGUCAUCAUAAUCGCCAAAGAUGAAGGGACUAUAUUCAGAGAGGAGAUAUUCCAAGAGAUUCUCAGACUGGACCAGAUAAUUAAAAACUUUACCGUAGACAUCGAAGGGGUUGACAUGGGUUAUGCCGAACUGUGCGCUCAUCACAAAGGUAAAUGCUACAGCAACAGCAUCUUGGAUCUGGCCGACCGAGUUUCGGAUAUACGCGAAAAGAAAUUCUUUAUUAAGUACCCCCUGAGCGUGGACGAGGUUAGUUACCAGUAUACUUUCUACGCUGCCUACCUGGGCGGCGUCCAAGUCGACGACUUGGGAUUUGUGGACACGGCCAAAGCCAUAUCUCUGAUGUACUUUCUGGACGACAGCACCAAGAAAAAAAUUAACCAAGCGAAUAUUUGGGAGGACGAAUUUUUGCAAGUGGUAGGCAACGAAGAAUUCCAGACGAUUUCUGUGGCUAGAUUUACCUCCAGAGCUCUGGCUCAAGAGUUGGAGAAGAACACGGAGAGUGUUUUACCGUUUUUCAGCGUUACUAUCCUGAUUAUGCUGAUCUUCUCUAUCGGCACUUGUAUGAUGACCGACUGGGUAUACAGCAAGCCGUGGUUGGGAGUUUUGGGCUGCUUGUCCUCUGGUUUGUCUGUCGGAGCGGCAUUCGGCUUGGUCGUUUACUGCGGUAUGGAAUUCAUCGGAAUCAACAUGGCAGCGCCUUUUCUCAUGCUGGGCAUCGGUAUGGACGAUACUUUUGUGAUGUUAGCAGCGUGGAGAAGAACGAACGUGAAGAAGAGCGUGGAAGAAAGAUUGGGAGAGACGUUCGCAGAAGCGGGCGUAUCCAUAACCAUCACUUCGAUAACGAAUUUCUUAUCGUUUUGCAUCGGUAUUGCCACUCCCUUUCCGUCCGUACGCAUCUUCUGCACCUACACUGCCAUGGCCACCUUCUUCACCUAUCUCUAUCACGUGACAUUUUUCGGAGGUUGCAUGGCCAUCAGUGGAUUUGCAGAAAAAAGGAAUUUACACGCCAUGGCCUGCAUACCCAUUCUUCCCUUAUCGCAAGCCAAAGACAGAAACUAUUUCUUCCGUAUCUUCUGCACGGGUGGAGUGAAUCCCGACGAUCCCGACAAUCCAGACGACAAUAAGGAACACUUGUUGAUGAGAUUCUUCAGAGACACCGUAGGAAAAACUUUGAGCCUGAUACCCGUCAAGAUCCUAGUUAUUAUUCUGUUCGUAGGAUACGUGGCAGUCGGAAUAUGGGGGUGCAGCCAACUGAAAGAGGGUCUGGAACGUUCUAAGUUGUCUAGAACCGAUUCCUACUCUGUAACUUACUAUAAGUACGAAGACACGUACUUUAGAGAGUAUCCUUAUAGAGUACAGGUGAUCAUCAACACACCACUGGAUUAUUCCGAUCCUAAGGUGCAGCAACAAAUCGAAGAUCUGAUGAAAAGAUUCGAAGCUAGCGAAUAUAUGGCUGAUUCAUCACUAACAGAAUCGUGGCUAAGGGCUUACUUACGUUUCUUGAAGGAUCCAAGAACAUCUUUCUUCUUGGAAAGCUACAACAUGAGCAGUAAGAGUGAUUUCAUUACAGGAUUAAGACGAGUGUUCCUGAAAUUUCGUUCUGCAGAGCAUUUCAAGGACGAUAUUGUCUUCAAUGAGAAUUUUACAGAAAUCGUGGCUUGUCGGUUCAUAGCUCAAACUAAAGAUAUUGCCGAUGCUAAUGAAGAAAAGUACAUGGUUAUCGAAUUGAGAGACAUUGCUGAUAGCGUUCCUUUUAAAGUUUCUGUCUUUCAUCAUCUCUUCCCGUUCUUCGAUCAAUUCAUAUUAGUAAGGAGCGUUUCUAUACAGUCCAUCAGCAUCGCCGCAAUCCUCAUGAUGAUAAUCUCCCUUCUUUUCAUACCGAGCCCUAUGUGCGCCUUCUGGGUGGCUUUCUCUAUCGUCUCGAUAGAAAUAGGAGUCAUAGGUUACAUGAGCCUGUGGAAAGUAAACUUGGACAGUGUUUCCAUGAUAAAUCUUAUCAUGUGUAUAGGAUUCUCCGUAGAUUACUCGGCUCACAUUUCUUAUUCUUUCAUAACGGCCGAUAAACCGACUGCCAACGAGAAAAUGCAAAUUGCUCUUUAUUCUCUUGGUAUGCCUAUUAUACAAGGCAGCAUCUCCACCAUACUUGGAAUUGUUGUUCUGGCUUUUGCUCCCUCCUAUUUGUUUCUGGUCUUCUUCAAAACUGUAUUCUUGGUGAUGCUCUUCGCUGCUCUUCACGGUGUGCUGCUUCUUCCAGUUCUUUUGUCUCUGACAGACGUGUGCUUCAAAAAGAAGAGCAAAGAGGGAGAGACUAACGGAAAUCCACCUUUCUUUAUCCAGGCACGGGAGGGAGAUAUCACCACUAGAAACGGUAAAGGUUCUGUGGUCAUACCCCGCCCUACUUACAAUAACAAUGUGAUAGGCCUGUCUUAUGUCGAUCUGGAGAAUUCUAAAAAAAACGGCGAGGAGAAUAGUGAUAAGGAUGCUGGUUUAGGAACAAGUGGGGAGGAGAGUAACGACGGAAGUUGGAGGAGUCGCGAGGAUCACAUCAACCCCGCUUUCGAGAGUGACGGAGAUGAGAAUGGCCGAGUACCUAGAAGAUCUCAAUCGGCACGCGAUAGAAGGGGCGUAUACCGCAAUCAAAAUCACAAUUCCCAAAGAAGUCUUCAAGAAGACACACCGGGUCUUAGACCCUGCGACUGGUCAUCGCCGGAAGACAGACAACAGAACAACACACCUCUAUCCAGAUACUUAGACAGAUUAGACAGCAGUCGAGUGAGAGACUUCCAGAACCCUCUCUGAAUUACAUAACCGACUCUCGUGCUUCUAGUUGUCCGACUUUCAAGUGUUGCCAAGUGUAAAUAGACUAACGCACACUUGGAUUGCGCGUGGCCAAUUUUAGGCCAAUUUUUACGACAGUCAGACUGCCCGACGGACCAAUAUUUACAGUGAUAAAUUGCAGUGGCAGUACUACCAAUUACAGCGCAUAUUCCUUAGAUUUUAUGAUGAAGAUUUUCUCGUGUAAUUCGUAUUUUACUACUUAACAGAUCAUGUCCAUGUUUCGUAAUUGUAAGAUAAUUAAAAUUAAAAG
Centruroides sculpturatus (bark scorpion) is the source of this 3374-nucleotide messenger RNA. RefSeq names its product patched domain-containing protein 3-like. Gene Ontology annotation, cellular component: membrane. The transcript is spliced from 3 exons. NCBI's taxonomy places the organism in Eukaryota, Metazoa, Arthropoda, Arachnida, Scorpiones, Buthidae. Bases 2 to 3085 code for a protein of 1027 amino acids. The record is from RefSeq and is a predicted model, not a curated record.